Messenger RNA from Impatiens glandulifera, 669 nucleotides. RefSeq lists its product as uncharacterized. The transcript is spliced from 2 exons. The record is from RefSeq and is a predicted model, not a curated record. Bases 1 to 669 code for a protein of 222 amino acids. NCBI's taxonomy places the organism in Eukaryota, Viridiplantae, Streptophyta, Magnoliopsida, Ericales, Balsaminaceae.
AUGAAUAGCAUGUUGAGUAUGAAGCUUCUUAUUGAUAGAGAAAGCAAGAAAGUAUUGUUUGCAGAAGCAGGAAAGGAUGUUAUAGAUUUCCUCUUCAACCUACUUUCUUUACCUUUAGCCACGGUUAUAAAUAUCCUAUCUGACUCUAAGAGUUGCACUGUCGGUUCAUUGAAUAAUCUUUACAAGAGUGUUGAGAAUCUUGAUAAGGCCUACAUUCAACCAGAUCAGAAUAAGGACACACUUCUCAAACCCAUUCCUCCUCUGGCUCAGGCACAUUUGUUGUUGCCAGAUACUGUUCCAGUUACUCCAAACAAUGCAAAUGUUAGAUUCUACAAAUGCCCUCAAUCAUGUAAUGAUGGUUACUUUGUUAAAGAUCCGAACCUCGAUUGUCGGAACUGCAAUACCAAAAUGAGUUUACUUGAUGUUCAUGAUGAGAAUAAGGCUGCGGCGGUUGGUGCAGUAGAGAAUGUGGAAGGUGGUGGUGGGUUUGUGAAGGAUAUGAUGACAUACAUGGUUUUGGAUGAUUUGGUGAUCAAACCUAUGUCUACCAUUUCUUGCAUUUGUUUGUUAAGCAAGUUCAAUGUCAAAGAUAUUGGAAAUCUUCAAGAAAAGAUGGUUGAUUUUGGUAUCGAAGAGGUAACUCACAAUUCCUUAGUUAUGAAAAUUUAA